Cucumis melo (muskmelon) is the source of this 1452-nucleotide messenger RNA. RefSeq lists its product as uncharacterized. NCBI's taxonomy places the organism in Eukaryota, Viridiplantae, Streptophyta, Magnoliopsida, Cucurbitales, Cucurbitaceae. The coding region runs from base 341 to 1270 and encodes 309 amino acids. The transcript has 9 exons. The record is from RefSeq and is a predicted model, not a curated record.
AAUCCAUAAAAUGAAACCUAAUUCUCUCUUUGAGUAUCUCAUUCCCAAGACCCAUUCCCGCCUGCCUCUUCUCUUGUCGUUCGCUCCAUCAACGGUGGCCACAUUUGUGCUACUGUUUAUCUAAUGCCGCCAUCAUGCCGCCAUCGCUAGAGUUCGACUUUUGUUGGUCGCCACCCUCCAAUCGAUCAGUUUCCAGUAGGCCUUUUCCUUUUAACUUUCUCCUUUUCAUUUUCUCUACCUAUACUUUCUCUCUCUAACCCACGCACCGAAGGUUUGUCGUCGAGAACAGGAUUUUAAUCGAGCACUUAGUGAUUGUUACCUCAAAUUUUUGCCUCCCCAUAUGGUGAAGCCUAAUAAAACCGCUCUCCUAACCUUUGCAGAGAGGUGCAAGAAUAUUCUUGCUUCCAAUUGGAUUGCCACUCUCAAUACGAUCAAAGCCGAUGCUAAUGGAAGCAAAGAGAAUAUUCACACUUCAAAAGUUAAGUACAUGAUCAGGAAAGGAAGGCCAUAUAUUUGGGUUCCUGAGAAAGAUUUUCACAACGUGAACACAAUAAUUGAUGAGCGUAGCUCACUUGCUGUGGCCAGUCCUUUCCCAGGUCCUCUAGCUUCCUUGUUCAAAUCUCUGGAAAAGUUACCACCAAGGGUUGCUCUUGUCGGGGACAUGACACGUCUUAAGAGUGAAAAGGCUCAGGAUGCUGUUGAAAGGCUUAAAGCAGCCAUACUGUUUGAACAAAAAGCCAUUGAAGACUUUGGUAGCUUAGUCUCCAAUAUCUUGAAAUCCUCCAAGCUUAAAUGUACAUCACGCAGCCAACACCUCAAGGAAAUCUUAAAUGGGAAUGAAGAACAUGUGUUGUAUAAGUUUGAUGUGAGAUCAAGUAUGUACAUCGAUAGUAAAGGUGGAAUGUACGAGGUCGAAGCAGAGCACUUCACCACAUCAAAAGCAGAUUCAUUGACACCUUUCUCGGCAGUGCUUAUUGAUGGAAUAAACCAAAACGCCACAAGACGUAGAGCUCUGAUGUUAUUCUGCCUUGUUUACUUCAAUGCAAAUGCAAAGGAUGCAUAUAUAGUAUCAGUGGAUCGCAAGGGGUUUGAGUUGCUGGGGAAAGUUCCAAUCUUGGGUUUGAAUGUUGAGUUUGGUCAGUAUGAGUGGAAAGAUUUCAGAUUUACAUUGAAGAAUGAAGCAAAAGAUAUUGGGGACUUUUGCCAACAAUUACUGGAAAUGGAAGAGGAAGUUGUGAAGAGAAUUACUAGUUAUAGUGGUCUUGGGUGAUCCCAGCAGAUUAAGAAUUGUAUUUUGCUUACAACACUAAGAACCUUUUUUGUUUUUUACAUCCAUGAUAUGAAUCGAGAAUACUUAUUUAAAAAAAGUGAAAAAAAAUUGCUCGGUAGUAAUGUAGUCAUAAAUUUUGUUAGCAAAAAAGAAAAAGGAAAAUGUUACUUUUAGACCUUCAA